UUCGCAAACGGAUGUUUUAUUGACAUAUAUUACAUGACAUUACAUUGUAUUGUAUUAUUGGAAUUUAAAAUUUUCUCGUUGCAGAACGACCUAGAACAAAACAUAAGUGCUUAUAUCAAGGUUUGAGUUGCUGGAGGAUCCUAUAUAGGAUAGGACGGUCCUAAAUGAGAUCGUAAUACUGGAUGGCAGGUUUGGCUUUUUAUUUGUGUAAUAAGGUCGCACUGUUUAUGUUACUUCCAUUUCCACUGCUUCUGUAACCUGCUUUCCGCCCAAGCAAUACUCUCGCUGCAGAGUAAUGUUAAAUUGACAUGUAUAUAUAUUGCAAAGGUCGCAUUUACGUGUCACUGUGUUUGUCAUGGACCUUCCUGGGUGAGGCUGUUGUUGCUCAGUGGGACACUGGUAUCUGCAAUAAUGAAACGCAUGAUGUCGCUGUUGACCGUGGUUUUAAAAAUGAAACGUUGGAUUCAGUGGCCCCGCCUUCAGCCGGGCGCUCGCGGCGCAGGGAGGACUUGAUGAGAAUGAGAUGCACUGGCUAAAACGGCUGCAGUGAUGGGCCUCUGGAUGCAUUCUGCGCGUUGAUUUUGUUUUCAUUGUAACCGAUGUGUCAGUGUUGUGUAUUUGCUGUUAUUCUGACGCAUGCACGUUUCGCCUGCACCCCGACGCGCAAUGGGCCUCUCAGUCCCCAUAUCUCUCUGGAGUCUCAUUGUGCUGAUUCUUUGUUUGUGGGAUUCAUCUUCCGGUCAGAUCGUAUAUUCCGUCUCGGAGGAGGUGCAGAAGGGAACCGUAGUGGGAAACAUAACGAAGGAUCUUAAUCUCAGUGUUCAGGAACUGGAAUCUCGCAUGUUCCAGAUUGUGUCCGGAUCCAGCAAGAAGUACUUUGAGGUAAAUCUGAAAAACGGCAUUUUGUUUGUGAAUGAGAGAAUCGACCGGGAGGAGCUUUGUGUCAGUGCGGUGAGAUGCGCUUUGUAUCUGGAGGCCAUUGCACAUAAUCCACUGAACCUGUACCGUGUUGAGAUUAAUAUCUUAGACAUCAACGACAAUGCGCCUUCAUUUCCAGUAAAAACGCUUUCGUUGAAUAUUACCGAAGUCGCUCUGCCAAGAGACAGAUUCUCUCUGCUAUCGGCUAAAGAUCCGGAUGUAGGGAGUAACGCAGUAAAGACCUACAAGCUGAGUGCGAAUGAGCACUUCUCCCUGGAUGUACAGAGCGGCGGAGAGCAAAGUGUGUCUGCUGAGCUAGUGCUGCAGAAAGCUUUAGACCGAGAGAAACAGCCUGUCAUCCGCCUCCUACUGACUGCUGUUGACGGAGGAAAACCUCCCAGAUCCGGGACCUUACAGAUCAUUGUUAAUGUGAUGGAUGUUAACGAUAACACUCCGGUAUUCAGCAAAGCGCUGUAUAAAGUCCGAAUAUGGGAGAAUAGCCCUUUCGGGACAUCAGUGAUAAAAUUAAAUGCUACUGACAUGGAUGAGGGUGUGAACAGCCAAAUUAUGUAUUCCCUCGUGAAUACAGAAAACGUGAACAUAAUGGACAUUUUCACAAUUAAUCCUGACAGCGGUGAGAUUACAGUUAAGGGGAAUAUUGAUUUCGAAGAAAAUUCUGCGUUUGAAAUUCGAGUGCAGGCGCAGGACAAAGGUGUCCCUCCUCGUAGCACCUCCUGUAAAGUGUUAAUAGAAGUGCUGGACGUUAAUGAUAAUGCCCCUGAAAUAUCAGCGACCUCCCUGAAGAGCACAGUGAGAGAAGACGCGAUUAGCGGAUCCGCCGUCGCUCUUAUUAUGGUAUCAGAUAAAGAUGGAGGGAAAAACGGGGUAGUGAAGUGUGUCCUCUCAGGCGCAGCGCCUUUUACGCUCCAGUCCUCCUAUAAGAACUAUUACUCUUUAGUGGCUGACGGGCCGCUGGACAGAGAGCGCGCGUCUCAGUACAAUGUCACCGUCACAGCUACAGAUGAAGGGUCUCCACCUCUCUCCAGCACCAGCGUUAUUACUGUGCACGUUUCUGAUGUGAACGACAACGCGCCGCGCUUUCCGGAGCGCGUGAUGAACGUGUAUUUAAAAGAAAACAGUCCAUCGGGCGCGUUAAUAUGUACAGUGUCCGCCUUUGAUCCUGAUGAAAAGGACAACGCGCGAGUGUCUUAUUCGAUGUUGGAAAACCCUUCAAAGCCCGUGUCCGUUUCUACAGUAGUGAACGUGAACUCUGUGAGCGGAGAAAUAUACAGCCUGCAGUCCUUUAACUAUGAGGAAGUAAAAACGCUCCAGUUUCAAGUCCAGGCCACAGACUCUGGUGUCCCUCCGCUGAGCAGCAACGUGACCGUGAACGUUUUUAUCCUGGAUGAGAAUGACAACAGUCCCGGGGUUCUCCCGCCCUAUUCUGGCCAGGGCUCCGUUAAUACUGAGAGCAUUCCCUAUGUUGCUGAAGCGGGGUACUUUGUGGCCAAGAUCAGGGCUGUAGACGCAGACUCUGGCUACAACGCGCUGCUUUCUUACCACAUCACGGAACCCAAGGGAAGCAGCCUCUUCCGAAUCGGAAGCAGCAGCGGGGAAAUAAGGACUAAGAGGCGAAUGAGUGACAAUGACUUGAAGACUCACCCGCUGGUCAUUUUGAUCUCUGACCACGGAGACCCUUCCCUGUCAGCGACUGUGUCUAUCGAUGUUGUGGUGGUGGAAAGUGCGAGUGAAAUACAGACGUCGUUCAGACAGCUGCCGGUGAAGGAGGAGACUUUCUCUGAUUUAAAUCUGUAUUUGCUGAUCGCCAUUGUGUCGGUGUCAGUUAUAUUUGUACUGAGCCUGAUUAGUUUAAUCGCUGUAAAAUGCCACAGGACGGGCGGCGGUUUGAGCAGGUACAGCGCCCCAAUGAUCACCACUCACCCUGACGGGAGCUGGUCUUACUCUAAAUCUACUCAGCAGUAUGACGUGUGCUUUAGCUCAGACACACUGAAGAGUGACGUAGUGGUUUUCCCGACGCCGUUUCCGUCUGCUGAUGCGGAACUGAUCAGUAUUAAUGGAGGGGACACUUUUAAACGGACACAGACGCUCCCCAACAGCGAGAAGGUAAGGCGUAUAGUUUUGCAAUUCUGGUUGCUUUGAAUCGUUGCAUUUUACUUCAUUGGCCUUGCAUGUUUAAGUCGGAAGCAGUUAUGCUUUCACUCACGGUUAUAUGCUUUU
Anguilla rostrata (American eel) is the source of this 3156-nucleotide messenger RNA. RefSeq names its product protocadherin alpha-8-like. The record is from RefSeq and is a predicted model, not a curated record. The transcript has a single exon. The coding region runs from base 637 to 3078 and encodes 813 amino acids. Lineage: Eukaryota; Metazoa; Chordata; Actinopteri; Anguilliformes; Anguillidae. Gene Ontology annotation, biological process: homophilic cell-cell adhesion. Gene Ontology annotation, cellular component: plasma membrane. Gene Ontology annotation, molecular function: calcium ion binding.